AUGCGUCGAGGUGCUCGUAUUCUAUGCAUGAAUAACUACAGUUUUUCGAAGCAUCAUGAGGUUAGCGGUAAAACACGAUGGAAGUGUUCCAAGUGCUCAAGUAAAGGCUGCAAGGCGUCGGUCACAAUCAUAGACGGAUCUGCAUUCUUCACAACUACAGACCGCGGGGCUCGCAUCCUAUGGAUACAGGACUUCAGCUUUUCCAAACACUCAGAUGCACAAUACGUCACAUCUGUACGUGGGGCAAGACAAUUAGUACUGAAUGGAUAUACUUACUGCGUAAAGCACGUGCUUGGUUCGAAACUCCACUGGAUAUGUUCCACACAUCACAGCAAAGGUUGCAGAGCCAAGGUGCACACAAUGAAUGACUCGGUGUGCAGCCAACUUGGUGCUCACACUCAUCCACCAAGACUUAUUUCCCAUCAAGUCGAAAUUUUAACCAACUUCUGUAAUGACAUGUUUAUGAACCAGUAA
Messenger RNA from Arctia plantaginis, 474 nucleotides. The record is from the annotation of a GenBank genome assembly. NCBI's taxonomy places the organism in Eukaryota, Metazoa, Arthropoda, Insecta, Lepidoptera, Erebidae.